UUGUGACGCUAUCUUCUAUUUUCUUAUACAUGUUCGUAAAACACAACACCGGCCAUAAAAUAACCUGUGAAAUAUUUAACAAAUUUAUUAAUUUAUUUCAAGUUUUGUGAGAGUAAAAAGAAUAAUUUGUAGUUACAACCUUGGAUGUUGUGAAACAAAAAUUAUCUAAUCAAUCAUGAAUAAUACCAAGAGGACCAUCUAUGUUGGAGGAUUAGCUGAAGAAGUUGAUGAAAAAAUUCUCCAUGCAGCUUUCAUACCAUUUGGUGAAAUAAUAGAUAUUCAGAUACCACUUGAUUAUGAAUCAGAAAAACAUCGAGGAUUUGCAUUCAUAGAAUUUGAAUUAGCUGAAGAUGCUCUGGCAGCUAUCGAUAAUAUGAAUGACUCAGAAUUGUUUGGUCGCACAAUACGUGUCAAUAUAGCUAAACCACAGCGAAUUAAAGAAGGUUCAUCAAAGCCUGUUUGGGCAGAAGAUACUUGGCUGCAAGAACAUGCUGGUGAAACUCUUAAUAAAGACAAUUCCACAAGUAACAUUCUUACGACCCCCGUAAAAGAAAAGCGUAAUCCACAGGUUUACUUAGAUAUCAGUGCUGGAAAACAUGAAUUGGGCCGUAUUAUAAUAAUGUUACGAGCAGACAUUGUUCCUAAAACAGCUGAGAAUUUCCGUUGUCUUUGUACUCAUGAAAAAGGUUAUGGAUAUCAAGGAAGUAUAUUUCAUCGGAUAAUUCCUGACUUUAUGUGUCAAGGAGGCGAUUUCACAAAUCAUAACGGCAAAGGUGGUAAGUCAAUCUACGGUAAUAAAUUUGAUGACGAAUCGUUUGAAUUAAAACACACUGGACCAGGAAUAUUAUCGAUGGCUAACUCCGGGCCCAACAGCAAUGGUUCGCAAUUUUUCUUAUGUCUCGCUAAAACUGAUUGGCUUGACAAUAAACACGUUGUUUUUGGACACGUGCUCAGUGGACUUGAUGUACUAAAAAAAAUGGAGAAAUAUGGGAGUAAGGGGGGUACAGUUUCGCAAAAAGUCGUUAUAACUACAUGUGGAGAGUUGUCGUAAUAAAAUAUAAUUUAUUAUUUUUAAAAAU
Molecule: messenger RNA, 1079 nt
Organism: Cotesia glomerata
Lineage: Eukaryota; Metazoa; Arthropoda; Insecta; Hymenoptera; Braconidae
Product: peptidyl-prolyl cis-trans isomerase E
Exons: 4
Coding region: 176-1051 (291 amino acids)
Biological process (GO): protein folding; protein peptidyl-prolyl isomerization
Cellular component (GO): intracellular membrane-bounded organelle
Molecular function (GO): peptidyl-prolyl cis-trans isomerase activity; RNA binding
Source: RefSeq, a predicted model, not a curated record